This is a messenger RNA of Calliphora vicina (urban bluebottle blowfly), 619 nucleotides long. RefSeq names its product protein D2-like. Lineage: Eukaryota; Metazoa; Arthropoda; Insecta; Diptera; Calliphoridae. The transcript has 2 exons. Bases 16 to 546 code for a protein of 176 amino acids. The record is from RefSeq and is a predicted model, not a curated record.
AAAUUCAAAGACAAAAUGGAUUCCGAUGGAAUUAUUCCAGAUAUUAUUGAUAGUAAGCCGGAAGCUAUUGCUCAUAUGACUUAUGGUAGUGUCGAUGUUUGCUUGGGUAACGAAUUAAAACCGAAACAAGUCAAGGAUCAACCUAAAGUGACAUGGAACGCUGAUGAGAAAUCAUUAUACACUCUAUUAAUGGUAGACCCUGAUGCGCCAUCACGAGAUACUCCUACAUAUAGAGAAAUCUUACAUUGGUUAGUUAUCAAUGUACCCGGAAGUAACGUUUCUGAAGGUCAAGUCGUUGCCGAAUACAUUGGAUCCGGUCCACCAGAAGGAAGCGGCUUACAUCGUUAUGUAUUCCUCGUUUUCAAACAAGCAGACAAAAUUUUAACAGAUAAAUUUAUUUCAAAUAAAUCCCGUGAAGGUCGUUUAAGCGUAAAGACCCGUGAUUAUAUUACCAAGUAUAAUUUGGGAAAUCCUGUUGCAGGUAAUUAUUAUCAGGCCCAAUAUGAUGACUAUGUGCCAAUCUUAAAAGCUCAACUGGAGCAAUAAAUAAAUAAAUAAAUACACACAGUUUUGGAUUAAAUAAUAAACUUUUUCAUAAACAUCAUCACCCACUGUAAAA